AAGCGAUUCAUGGUCAAGAAUAUUGAUCCUAUCGUUUAUCCUGGGCAGUACCGUUCUCAUAUGCACUCAUUCUUUGGAUCCGAUGCUGUGACCAAAGACCUGCCCACCACGGCCGACCUGCAGAAAGGCUGUGCCUCUGGAGAGAACCCCAACGAUUUGUCAGUGUACUGCGAGACCAAAAUCAUCAACAUUGAAGGGAUUCCAACCCUUUACUAUGUACGGGGACCAACCGACUUUGUGGAGGUGAAUCCGGGCAUGUUCAGCACAUACUAUGAAAACAUCGACAAGGCCGAGAUUCCAUAUCCACAAGACUUUUUUGCCAUUGCCGGAAAUGCAACAGCGAGAAGCCAGAGUGAUGUGAACGAGGGCACCACUGGUCUGACAUGGUGGUGUGAAAAUGGGCCUGAGGACAGACAAAACCGUAAUCGAGCUCUCAUGCCUCGCGUGACGUGCAGCGGCAAUAUCCAAGUCAUUCUUCGGUUUCCGGAUUGCGUCCAGACAAGCAACAUCAAGAACUAUGCCUACACCGCAGCGAACGGUGGCCGUUGUCCCUCAGGUAUGAAACGAAUUCCGCAGCUCCGGUUCUCUGUUCGAUACAAUGUUCGCAGCCUGUUUCCCAAAGGUUGGUCCGGCACUCCACCUCUGAAGUUGGCUUGCGGCGAAGUUGGCGAAGGCCGCAACCAGUGGAUGAGAGUUGACGGCGCCAGGGGGGAAGGGAAAGCCGGGACAACAUGUGGGCCCAAAGAUCGGGAGCCGGCAAAGGGAACAAGUGACUAUCUUACAAGUGUCGACAUGAUGAAGAUGCACUAG
Podospora anserina S mat+ is the source of this 810-nucleotide messenger RNA. RefSeq lists its product as uncharacterized. The annotation marks the transcript as partial. Lineage: Eukaryota; Fungi; Ascomycota; Sordariomycetes; Sordariales; Podosporaceae. The transcript has 3 exons. The record is from RefSeq and is a predicted model, not a curated record.